AUGGAAGGAGCCCGUGUGGCAGUUGGGGCUGGGCAGUGGACCCGACUCGUACCGGAGCGACCCGACGUGCCCGAUUGUAUGUUCUAUUUGAAGACCGGGUUUUGUGGGUUCGGUGCACGAUGUAGGUUCAAUCAUUCCGGGACCGUGGUUCGUUGCCAGGUCGUGGGAGCUAUGAGAGCUGGAGGAGGCGAGUAUCCAGAGCGAGUGGGCCAACCAGUGUGCCAGUAUUAUACGAGGACAGGAACGUGUAAGUAUGGUGCAUCCUGCAAGUACCACCAUCCAAGACAGGAGGUGGAUCUCCCAUCUCUGUGGCACUCAACAUUUCUGGCUACCCAUUACGACCGUAUCCUUUCUUACCUGCUAAGAUGGAUCCAAUUGAUAAUGUGUCAGGGUGAAAAAGAGUGUUCGUACUACAUGAAAACAGGGCAAUGUAAGUUCGGCGUAACCUGUAAAUUCCAUCAUCCACAACCAGCUGGUACACAAGUGCCAGCUCCUCCUGCCGGACCUUUGCCUGUGCCAGCGCCUGUCCCACCUCCAGCUAUUUAUCCCUCAAUGCAGACUCCAUCCAUUACAUCAUCUCAACAAUAUGGAUUGGUAGCAGGAAAUUGGCCAGUUGCAAGACCUACUUUGGUCCCAGGUUCAUAUCUUCAAGGGGCAUAUAGUCCUGUGUUGCUCCCUCCUGGGUUGCACUCAGCCCACCGUUGGGGGCCCCCUGCUUAUGGCAUAGCACAGUUCUCUCCUUCAGCACCUGCAUUUAUGGGACCCUAUUUAUCAGUGCCUUCUUCUGCUGGCGUGGGAAGUAGUAGCCAGAAUGAGCAUAUGUUUCCAGAGCGACCUGGUCAGCCUGAAUGUCAGUAUUACAUGAAAACUGGAGACUGUAAAUUUGGGUCAUCAUGUAGAUACCACCACCCACCGGAAUGGAGUUCACUAAAAAUUUUUUCCCUUAGUCCCAUGGGUCUUCCCCUCCGUCCGGACCCCUCUCUUUGUGAAGGUCGGGGGAGGAUGUUUUGGACAUGGACUCUUGAGCUUCUAGAAGCGUACAUGCUUCUUAAAUUCAGGUUACAACUUGUUCCUUCAGCUGUUUAA
Messenger RNA from Thlaspi arvense, 1086 nucleotides. The record is from the annotation of a GenBank genome assembly. NCBI's taxonomy places the organism in Eukaryota, Viridiplantae, Streptophyta, Magnoliopsida, Brassicales, Brassicaceae.